Molecule: messenger RNA, 2653 nt
Organism: Fragaria vesca subsp. vesca
Lineage: Eukaryota; Viridiplantae; Streptophyta; Magnoliopsida; Rosales; Rosaceae
Product: DEAD-box ATP-dependent RNA helicase 13-like
Exons: 15
Coding region: 27-2456 (809 amino acids)
Cellular component (GO): nucleolus
Molecular function (GO): nucleic acid binding; RNA helicase activity; ATP binding
Source: RefSeq, a predicted model, not a curated record
UCAAACCCUUGGAGCUGCCCACCGCCAUGACGCCGCUGCCGCCGCCUCUGUCACGUGGAGCGACGAGAAAAGCGAAGAAGAAACAAAUCCAACACCAACACGCAGAGCUGGAGCGCUUGGAUUCUCUGCCAUGGAACCCCUCCUCUUCUGUUCCUCUCCCCAAUGACAAUGAUGAUGAUGAUGAUGUCAAUGGCCUCGAAGGAGGUUUUCUUAUGCUUGAGGAGAUUGAUGAGGCUGAUUAUGGUUUAGACAUUCCUGCAUUAGAAGUAGAAACCAGUUCUAGGAACAAAAAGUGUAAGCCAACUAAAAGGUCCAAGAAGCGAAAGCAUGACCAGGUUGACGCCUUGGGGGUUCAGGAUGAGAAAGACAUGACCAAGAAGCUGGAGGAACCUGAUGGUAAUGGCGGCAGUGAAGACAAUGAUGGAGAUGCGGGUUCGAAGAAGAAAAUGAACAAGAAGAAGAAGAAGAAGGGGACAGCCAAGGACACCCAGAAAAUUGAGGAAUCCACUGCUGAUGGAAAGGAUGAAGUAGAGGAGCAAGUUGAUGAGUAUGAAUACCAUGCAUGGAAUGAGUUGAGACUUCAUCCCCUGAUUAUGAGAUCGAUAUAUAGGCUUGGCUUCAAAGAACCAACAGCCAUCCAGAAAGCCUGCAUUCCUGCUGCUGCUCAUCAAGGGAAGGAUGUUGUUGGUGCUGCGGAAACAGGAUCUGGGAAAACGUUAGCUUUUGGUCUGCCAAUUUUGCAACGCCUGUUGGAUGAAAGAGAAAAGGCUGUGAAAGUGUUUGAAGAAAAAGGAGAGGAAGCAGAAAAAGUCACUGCAAAAGGCUUUUUACGGGCCCUUGUUAUUACUCCUACAAGAGAGCUCUCACUUCAGGUCUCUGAUCAUCUUAAGGCAGUCGCCAAGGAUACUGAUAUUAGAGUGGUGGCAAUAGUUGGAGGUAUGUCAACGGACAAGCAGGAGAGACUUCUUAGAUCAAGACCUGAGAUUGUUGUUGGAACUCCAGGGAGAUUAUGGGAACUUAUGUCUGGAGGAGAAAAGCAUCUAGUUGAGUUGCACUCGUUGUCUUUCUUUGUGCUGGAUGAGGCUGAUCGAAUGAUAGAAAGUGGCCAUUUCCAUGAAUUGCAGUCGAUUAUCGACAUGCUUCCUUUAAAGAAUAGUUCUUCUGUACAUUCCGGAAACACACAAGAUUCUGUUACCAUGCCCAACAUCCAGAGGAAGAAGAGACAGACAUUUGUUUUAUCUGCAACAAUAGCACUAUCUGCUGAUUUCCGGAAAAAGCUGAAGCGUAGUUCUCUAAAACCAAAGCAAUCAACGUCUGAUGGGGUGAAUUCUAUAGAAGCUCUCUCUGAGAGAGCAGGGAUGAGAGACAAUGUAGCCAUCAUUGAUCUGACAAAUACAUCCAUUUUGGCAAAUAAGCUCGAAGAGUCAUUUAUUGAAUGCAGGGAAGAAGACAAAGACGCCUAUUUGUAUUAUAUAUUAAGUGUUCAUGGGCAAGGUCGCACAAUCAUAUUCUGUACAUCCAUUGCAGCUUUACGGCAUAUAACAUCGCUCUUGCGAAUCCUUGGCACAGAUGUUUUGACACUUCACGCUCAGAUGCAUCAGCGAGCUCGUUUGAAGGCAAUUGACCGAUUUCGGGGGAGUGAACACGGUAAACUUGUGGCUACUGAUGUUGCAGCCAGAGGCCUGGAUAUUCCUGGUGUUCGAACUGUUAUUCACUACCAGCUUCCCCAUUCAGCAGAAGUUUAUGUUCAUAGAAGUGGUAGAACUGCUAGAGCCACUGCCGAUGGGUGUAGCAUUGCACUAAUCGCACCAAAUGAGACAUCCAAAUUUGCUUCUCUGUGCAAAUCAUUUUCUAAGCUAAGUUUUCAACGAUUUCCUUUGGAGAACUCAUACUUCCCAGAGGUUAUGAGACGAUUAUCUCUUGCACGCCAAAUUGACAAGAUUCUGCGGAAGGAUUCCCAGGACAGAGCAAAGAAAAGCUGGUAUGAAAGAAAUGCAGAAUUAGUUGAGUUGGUUGUCGACAGUGAUGAGGAUGAAGAGGAUAGAGUUAAGAAUUAUAAGCAAAAGAAAGCCAGCUCUAUGAAUUUAAAAAACUUACAGCAGGAAUUGAAAAUGUUGCUUUCACGUCCAUUACAACCGAAGUCAUUUUCACAUCGGUAUUUGACUGGGUCUGGUAUUACACCUCUGAUGCAAGAUCAAUUUGAAGAAUUGGCUAAGCAAAAACUAGGCGAUAGCAGCAACUCAGGAAAACGAAGUAAAAUGGUAGUUAUUGGGCAGAAUUGUGUGGAACCACUCCAAGCACUUCGGAGUUCUGGGCAUGAGGUGCACAUAGAUGUGAAAGAGGCGGCACAAAAACGGAGGAAUAUGGAGAACCUAAGGAGGAAAAGAAAAGACGAGAAAAAGCGGUUGAGAGAUGACCGCAGAAAGAGGAAGAAGCAGCUAAAAGGGGGAGAAUGAGUGCUGUUUAAGGAUUGUACUAGGACUAACAAUUUUUUUGUCAGUAAUGUUAAAACUCACUUAUAUACAACAAUCAAGUGCUGUAUUAUUUUCUGAAAUUUUUUAUUUUUGCUGCUUAGAGAAAGUGAGAAACUUUGUACCUAGAAAUUCGAAGUUGUCGCGAAGGAGAUGCAGUUUGAAAGGAGACGAUGAACCUA